Mugil cephalus (flathead mullet) is the source of this 5579-nucleotide messenger RNA. It is a transcript of the gene kdm5ba, whose product is annotated as lysine (K)-specific demethylase 5Ba. NCBI's taxonomy places the organism in Eukaryota, Metazoa, Chordata, Actinopteri, Mugiliformes, Mugilidae. The record is from RefSeq and is a predicted model, not a curated record. The transcript has 27 exons. The coding region runs from base 144 to 4607 and encodes 1487 amino acids. Gene Ontology annotation, cellular component: nucleus. Gene Ontology annotation, biological process: chromatin remodeling. Gene Ontology annotation, molecular function: histone demethylase activity; DNA binding.
CGUCUCCAACUAGAUAAUUCGUCUUUGAGUUCAAUGAGUGGAGAGUGGACAUGAACUGAAAGGCCGAAAUUCAUAACAAGCAAACUCGGCGUGAGGGAGCUCUUUCUGAAAUAUUUCAGUCGGGGUCAUAAGAAGAUGCAACAAUGACUCAGCCGCUGCUGAAUGAGUUCAUUCCUCCUCCGGAGUGCCCUGUUUUUGAGCCCAGCUGGGAGGAAUUCGCUGAGCCUUUUGCGUACAUCAACAAAAUACGACCAAUCGCGGAGAAAACUGGCAUUUGCAAGAUCCGACCGCCACCGGAGUGGCAGCCUCCGUUCGCCUGCGAUGUUGACAGACUGAAGUUCACACCACGUAUACAAAGGCUUAAUGAGUUGGAGGCUCAGACCAGAGUUAAACUCAACUUCUUGGAUCAAAUAGCCAAAUUCUGGGAGCUCCAAGGAUGCACUCUGAAAAUCCCUCAUGUGGAAAGAAAGAUUUUGGAUCUGUACCAACUGAAUAAGUUGGUGAAUGAAGAAGGUGGCUUCGAUGCAGUCUGCAGAGAGCGGCGCUGGACUAAGAUAUCAGUCAAGAUGGGCUUUGCUCCAGGCAAGGCUAUUGGCUCCCAUCUGCGGGCGCACUAUGAGCGGAUUCUCUUCCCUUAUAACCUGUUCCAGACUGGAGCCAAUCUGCCCAAGGCCACCUUGACCAAUGACACUAAAGAUAAGGAGUACACGCCUCACGACCUGCCGCAGCGCCAGUCUGUCCAGCCUCAGGAGACCUGCAGCAUCGCUCGCCGAGCUAAGAGAAUGAGAUCUGAAAGAGGCUGUGUCAAAAGUGAACCUGAAGACGUUUGUGAGAAUCGUCCCAACCUGAGGAGGAGAAUGGGACCAUAUAUUGGCAAACAAGAGCCUGUGAGAAUGGCAAUCACUGAGGUGAAAAAGGAGCCCAUUGAACACGAGGCUCCACCACAAUAUGAAGAAACUAUAUUAAAUAAAAUAAACAAACCUCCAUCAAAUAAAGUGGACCAGUACAUGUGCCUGGUAUGUGGCAGUGGAAGUGCUGAGGACCGGCUACUGCUGUGUGAUGGCUGUGAUGACAGCUAUCACAUCUUCUGUCUCAUACCUCCCCUCCACGAUGUUCCCAAAGGUGACUGGAGAUGCCCCAAAUGCCUGGCUCAGGAAUGUGGCAAACCUCCCGUUGCAUUUGGCUUUGAGCAGGCCAGCAGGAGCUACACCCUCCAAUCAUUCGGAGACAUGGCCGACUCCUUCAAGUCUGAUUAUUUUAACAUGCCAGUUCAUAUGGUUCCUACUGAGCUGGUAGAGAAGGAGUUCUGGCGCCUUGUCAGCACCAUCGAGGAGGAUGUCACAGUGGAGUAUGGAGCAGACAUUGCCUCCAAGGAGUUUGGGAGUGGUUUCCCUGUGAGGAACGGCCAUUUUCAAGUAUCUCCUGAGGAUGAGCAUUACCUGACCAGCGGCUGGAACUUGAACAACAUGCCAGUGCUCGAUGCCUCUGUGUUGACUCACGUUACAGCUGACAUCUGUGGGAUGAAGUUACCCUGGCUGUAUGUGGGCAUGUGCUUCUCUUCCUUCUGCUGGCAUAUCGAAGACCACUGGAGCUACUCGAUAAACUACCUUCACUGGGGGGAGCCCAAGACAUGGUACGGGGCUCCAGGUUAUGCUGCGGAACAUCUUGAGUCAGUCAUGAAGAAAUUGGCCCCUGAGCUGUUUGAGUCACAGCCAGAUUUACUUCACCAACUGGUGACCAUCAUGAAUCCCAACACACUAAUGAACAACGGCAUUCCGAUAUAUCGCACCAACCAGUGUGCAGGGGAGUUUGUCAUCACUUUUCCCAGAGCUUACCACAGUGGAUUCAACCAGGGUUUCAACUUCGCUGAAGCUGUCAACUUCUGCACCAUGGACUGGAUGCCCAUUGGCCGUAGCUGUGUGGAUCACUAUCGUGAGUUGAGCAGAUACUGUGUCUUCUCCCAUGACGAGAUGGUUUGUAACAUGGCCUUUAAAGCGGACAUGAUGGAUGUCGAACUGGCGUCAGCAGUGCAGAAAGAGAUGACUGCCAUGGUUCAGGAAGAGAAGGCGCUGCGAGAAAAUAUUAACAAAAUGGGCGUGGUUCAGUCUCGACAAGUUGAUUAUGAGGUGCUCCCUGAUGAGGAGCGGCAGUGCUGCAAAUGUCGGACCACCUGCUACCUGUCUGGCAUCACCUGUGUCUGCAGUCCUGGCAAGAUGGUGUGUCUGUACCACUCCCGAGACCUCUGCUCCUGUCCUCUGAGCAACCUCACACUCCAUUACAAGUUUACACUGGAUGAGUUGUACCCCUUGAUGGCGUCAGUGAAGAUGCGUGCGGAGUCUUAUAAAGAAUGGGUCGCUAAUGUUCAGGACAUCGUGGAGAACAAAGGAACCAAGAAAAGAGGUUUGGAAGAGCUUCACAGUCUGAUGGAGCAAGCAGAAAUAAAGACGUUCCCUCAAACCAGCCUCCUGGAUCGGCUGCGUACAGUCACCUCAGAGGCCGACAAAGUCGCUGUGAUGGCACAGCAGCUUCUCAAUGGGAAGAGACAGACGAGGUAUCGGUCUGGAGGAGGAAAGUCUCAAAGCCAGAAUGAGUUGACUGUGGAGGAGCUGAGGUCUUUUGUCCAGCAGUUAGACAAUCUGCCUUGUAGCAUCCGACAGGCUCCUUUACUGAAGGAUCUGUUGACUCGGGUAGAUGACUUCCAGCAGCGCAGUGAGCGUCUCCUCUCUGAUGAGUCACCGAGCGCACUGGAGCUGCAGGACUUGCUGGAUGUGAGUCUGGGACUGGAUGUGGAGCUGCAGCAGCUUCCCCUUCUGAGGGAGAGACUGGAACAGGCUCGCUGGCUGGAAGCUGUGCAGCAAGCCAGUGGCCGGCCGGACAGCCUCUGUCUGGACACCAUGAGGAGACUGAUAGACCAGGGUGUGGGUCUGGCGCCUCACAGCUCUGUGGAGAGAGCCAUGGCUCGUCUGCAGGAGUUGCUGACGGUGUCAGAGCAGUGGGAGGAGAGGGUGCUCACCCUUUUGGAAGCAAGGCCAUUUCACACCAUGGAAACACUUGAUGCUGCUCUGCAAGAAGUAGAAAACAUCCCUGCAUAUCUACCCAACUGUUUGCAGCUGAAAGAUGUCGUCAGCAAGGCCAAGAAGUGGCUGAAUGAAGCUGAAACACUCCAGCUCGGGGGACGUAUCCCCGUGUUGGACAACCUCUCUGAGCUGGUUCUCAGAGCAGAGGGUAUCCCAGUGAGGCUCGACCCACUGAGUCGACUGGAGGCCCUCGUGGGUGAUGUUCAGAGCUGGAAGGAGAGCGCAGCAAAGACAUUCCUACUGAAAAACUCCCCGUUGUCUCUCCUUGAGGUCCUUUGCCCAAGAUGUGAUGUAGGAUCUGCGAAUCACAAGUCAAGAACUAAAAAGGUGAAAGAAGCUCCACAGCUGAGUAAAAAAUGUUCAUCAAAGCUGGACUCGGUGUGUGACGUGGAGAGAGCGCUCUCUGAGAGCAGGGACUCGGCCUCUGCUAUGACCACCCUGUCAGAGGUCCGACAGAGGGAGAUGGAGAUCUUGUUGGCUCUGAGAGCUUCUAAUGAGUCCAAGCUUCUUCCUGCUGAGAACUCUUGUGCACUAAGUGUUUGCGUUUGCCAAAAGGCGCCUUCAGGAGCCAUGGUGCAGUGUGAGCUCUGCCGAGACAUUUUCCACCAUGACUGCGUUACAGCAAUGGCAGAUCUGGAGUACGGCCAAGCCUGGCUCUGCCCACUCUGCCAGCGGUCGAGGAAACCUCCUCUGGACAAGGUCCUGCCGCUGCUGGCCUCGCUGCAGAGGAUUCGGGUCCGCCUGCCUGAAGGAGACGCCCUACGCUUCCUCAUUGAGAGGACAGUGCGAUGGCAGCACAGAGUUCAGCAGGCCUGCACAGAGGGAGUGCUGGAAAACGUGUCAGAGAUGAGGAGAGUUGGACCCAGAGCUGCUUCAUGUCUGACUCAGGAAAUAAAUGGUUCAACAUUUUACACAGAACACCAGUCUGUUCCUCUCCAAGAACUCAGUCCUGAGCUGGAGGAGCUGAUGGUGGAGGGAUUUCUGCUGCAAGUCACUCUGCCUGAGACUGAGCAGCUGUACAGGUACCUGCUGUACAAACUGGUCCCCCUGCCCCCACAGAGCAGCCCCUGUGGGAAGAGCCCAGAACAGGAUCAGGAGUCUCGGAAAGGGAGCCCCCACCACAACAAGAAUGGAGUGCCUAGUCCGAAGAAGGAGGCAGCGAACAGUCAGAGCAAAAGGACCAAGCGACGCAAGGACAGCUCCGACUCUCAGCACAGUGAGAAGGCAAAGAAGUGUCGCAAGAAGAAACCCAAGAGAAGCAAAGAAAGGAGUGAAGAAUCGAAAAGGACUUGUUCUCCGACACACACGGUGUCUGACCCUGCUCUCUCAGAUUCAGAAGAGGACUAUUCACUGUGUGCUGCACCAUGGUGCCGAGAGCCAGAGGGUGACGAGGUAAACUGGGUCCAGUGUGAUGGCACCUGCAAUCAGUGGUUCCACCAGGUCUGUGUGGGUCUGUCUGCUGAGCGAGCAGAGAAGGAGGACUAUGUCUGUAUAAGCUGCACACAGCCAGACUAUGACAGAGGAGAAUGAAGACCAAAAAAGUGAUGUUGAAGGAGCAGCAGCAAGCCGCAGCACUUAAGUGCACACCUGAACUCUGUGUGUCCUGUGGCUUCUCCCUUUACCUUCUGGCUUGGCCUCAGUGAACAUGGUGCUACUUCCUUUGUUUCCCAGAGUUACUAAAGACUUCUGUCGCUGUUUUUGUCACACGACUGGUUUUUCAGCCAAUCAACUAAUCCUUUCUCAAACUUUCCAAGACUUGAUGCAGGUGUGGUAAAAUGUCUCAAGAACCAUCAGCGCAGGGAUUUUUCAACCAAAAAAAUGUCAGUUUGACAUUUUAAAACUGUUUUCUUUUUUUCUUUUUUUUUUUUUUUGCUUUUACGUGCAUCUGAACAAUGUGAAACUUACCUUUCUCUUGUAGAGUAAAUAUUAUUUAUCUAAGCAAUAGCUGAACAGAUUAAUUGAGGUUCAGUUUUCAGUUGAGCUAUAUUUGUGCGUAGAAAUACUUUGAUAAAAUGCCUUCCUGAAGCAAAACCCCUGAAGAAUUCACUUUACGAAUCCUAUGAUAAUACACGGUUCAAUUCAAGUUUGCGUGCUCCUCAAAACAGAAAUGGAUCAGUGAUCCAACCUGUGCAAAGUUUGCACCUGAUAAUUUACCUGUAUCCCUUAACAAAACUCCGACUUCAAUGUCAAGUCAGGUUUCCCUUUUGCGCUGUCUGUGGAGAAAAAUCCUGGAUCCCUCUUUCCUGGCGUUGGAGACUCGAUAAUGUUCACAAGUAUGGAUGAACUGUCCGACAUCAAAGGAAUGUACAUUUUGUUUUAGGGUGAAUUUUCCCUUUAUGGUUGAGGAUGAAAAUAUUGUGUUGGACUUAGAUUUAACACAGACUGUGUGAUUUAUUUGCCACGGGUAUCUGACCUUUUUCCUGCUCCUUUGGGUAUAAUAAUUAUAAUAAUAUAAUUCAUAUGUUGAGGUUUGCAUUAUAAAAUAAAAUGUUUGUUCCCAUA